AUGGAACCCUCUCUCCUCAGCGGCGGCGUCGCCGCGGGUCUCGCCGCCGCGUUCGGCGCCCCGAUCGGCGGCGUGCUCUUCUCUCUCGAGGAAGCGAGCACGCACUGGAGCCACGACACGACGUGGCGGUCGCUGCUGUGCUCGACGCUGGCGAUCCUGACGCUGUCGCUCUGCCGCGCGGUCGGCGCCGGCGCCGGCGCCGGGCCCGGUCCCGGACGCGCCGGGUUCCUCUCGCUCACCGCGCCCGGUCUCAUCUCGUUCGGGUCGUCCGACGGCGCGCCGCCCGCGCGCUUUUACGCGUGGGAGCUCCUCGCGUUCGCCGCGCUCGCCGCGUGCGCCGGGUUCGUCGCCGCGUUUCUGACGCGCGCGGCGAAGGCGUUGUCGCCGCGACGACCGAAGACGGGCGCGUGGCGCGUCGCGGAGGCGACCGCGACCGCGUUCGUCGUCGUCACCGUCGCGUUCUUCGCGGCGACGUUUCUCGGCGUUUGCCGCGAGAUUCCGGGGGGAGACGCAGACGCGAACGACGCGUCGUCCGCCGCCGGCGGGGGCGCCGGCUCCGAGAUUUGGACCCCCGCGGUCGCGGUGGCGCUUCGGUGCCCUCCCGGCGCGUUCAACGACCUCGGCGCGCUUCUCCUCGGCCUUCGCGACGACGUCAUCGCCGCGUUGUUGUCCGAGACGGAGGAACACUCCGUCUUCACCCCGAGGUCCGUCGCCGUCGCGCUCGUGAUCACCGUCGUCGCGAUGGCGUUCGCGUGCGACGUCUCGCUCCCCGCCGGGAUGUUCAUGCCGACGAUCCUGUGGGGCGCGCUGCUCGGACUUCUCUUCGGGCACGGUGCCAGGGCGUUCGCAUCGCACGUCUUCGCGGCGUCGAGCGGCGGCGCGAGCCUGAACCUGACGGCGGCUCCCGGCGCGUACGCGUUCGUCGGCGCCGUCGCCGCGCUCGCCGGGGUCUUCCGCGCGUCCAUCUCGUUGGUCGUCAUCAUGCUCGAGGGGACCGGGCGGGUCGGGUACCUCGUCCCUCUCCUGCUCGGCGUCGCCGUCGCGAACCUCGCCGGGCGCGUCGUGAACGGGCCGUCGCACUACGAGGAGCAGCUGAACGCGAAAGGCGUGCCGGUGUUGCGGCAUCACGACGCGGCGGCGCCGUCGGAUUCGCCGCACGCGUCGGACGUCGCGGAGAGGAGGAUGGCUGCGGACGUCGAAUGUUUCUCCGCGAUCGAGCGCGCGGAGCGUAUCGAGAAGACGCUCAGGGAGACGACGCAUAACGGGUUCCCGAUCACGACGAGCGAUGGGCGUCUCGUGGGGCUCGUGCUUCGGUCGCAGCUGAUGGUGCUGCUCGCGCGGCGCGCGUUCGUCGAACGCGUCACGCCGCCGCCGCCGCCGCCGCCGGGGUGGGGCGCGUCGUCUUAUCUGGACGCGUCCUUCUCGAACUCGAACUCGACCUCUCUCGACGAGGACGCCGCGUCGUGGGGGUUGCUGCCGGACGACGUCGAGAUCGCGCCGGCGGAAGGCGAACCGCCGGCGGAAGGCGAACCGACGGAGCAGCGAGCGGCCGCCGCCGCCGCCGCCGCCGCGUACUACGCGGCGAUCGACACGGACAUGCGGACGUUUCACCACCGCCACGCCUUCCACGACCGCCACGUCUCCACCUCCCGCGAAGCGAUCGACCGCCUCGGCCUCACGAACGUCGAGCGCGCGAUGCGAUGCGACCUCGGCGCGUUCAUGAAGAUCGCGCCGUUGUCCGUGACGCGGCGGUGUGCGAGCUGGAGGGCGCUCGGAUACUUUCGCGCGUGCGCGUUGAGGCACCUCGUCGUCGUGGACGACCGCAACGUCGUCGUCGGGAUGCUGACGCGGAAGGAUCUCAUCGGCGCGCCGCGCGGUACCGGCGGCGCCGGCACCGGCGGUGGAGGGGGACGCGGGCGCGUGGGGGAGAUUUUGAACGCCGCCGUGGACGUCGCGGCGCGCGAGGCGCUCGACCUCGACGCGAGCGGCGGCGACGAGAUUUUCGUCGGCGCCGGGAACCUGUGA
This is a messenger RNA of Micromonas pusilla CCMP1545, 2025 nucleotides long. Its product is annotated as chloride Carrier/Channel family. Gene Ontology annotation, biological process: transmembrane transport; chloride transport. The transcript has 2 exons. Gene Ontology annotation, molecular function: voltage-gated chloride channel activity. Gene Ontology annotation, cellular component: membrane; intracellular membrane-bounded organelle. NCBI's taxonomy places the organism in Eukaryota, Viridiplantae, Chlorophyta, Mamiellophyceae, Mamiellales, Mamiellaceae. The coding region runs from base 1 to 2025 and encodes 674 amino acids. The record is from RefSeq and is a predicted model, not a curated record.